This is a messenger RNA of Homarus americanus (American lobster), 1283 nucleotides long. Its product is annotated as tetranectin-like. The transcript is spliced from 3 exons. NCBI's taxonomy places the organism in Eukaryota, Metazoa, Arthropoda, Malacostraca, Decapoda, Nephropidae. Bases 1 to 738 code for a protein of 245 amino acids. The record is from RefSeq and is a predicted model, not a curated record.
AUGGGAGCUCCUAUGGAGAAUUCAAACAAACCCCAACAAAUCACAAAUCACUUACUUCGGCACCAGACAACAACCCCGCCACAUGUACCUUACCCUUACAUCGACAAACGAAAACCCAUCCCUGUCAAACGAACAAGCAAAAUCCUGGGAUUCACCGUCGACGACACCCUAACCAUGGUCUAUCACAUCAGGACGAAGGCAGCAAUCGCAAACAAAACACUCGCAUCAACCAAAGCCAAAACACACCUAUACAAAGCUCUCAUACGACUACUGCUGACAUACGCACCCAACACACUACAGCUAGCUGCACCAACAAACGCCAAGAAACUACAAGCCAUACAAAUUUUAUUGAUUUUCUUCCUGUUAGAGCGUCAGUGCCUUCUCGUCAACUUGGAGGAAAAAGUCAGCUGGGCCGACGCCCGUACUUGGUGCCACAACAAAGGAGGCGACCUGGCUAUCCCUCAAGACUCUCGCACUCUCAUCUCUCUGUUGAACUCAUUUAACGUUGGUGAACACUUGUGGCUGGGUGGGUCUGACCUGGCUACAGAGGGAGUCUGGCAUGACGUAUCAAGUAAACCCAUCAAUUUGAGGUCAUCAUUGUGGAGUGAAAGCGAACCUAAUGACUACGGUGGAAAUGAAGACUGUGUCCACCUAAGGUAUAAGGAAGGUGAAUACGGAUGGAAUGAUGUUAAUUGUGAAUAUACUUAUAAUUUUAUAUGUGAGCAUCAGCCAAUAUAAGAUAUAACACACCAGGUCCAUAGGUUAGUUGAGGUUCCCUUGUGACUCUGUGGUCCCUGUUGGGUAUGGCGGUUUAUCUUGUAGAGUCAAGAUGUCCUACCAGGCAGUUGUCUCUUUCCUCACUCUUACAGAGAUGAGUGGACACUGGGCACACAUACACUCAAUAUACAGUACAGUACAGUACAGUACAGUACAGUACGUGUGAUUUUGAGUUUUGUACAAUAAAUCAGUAUUUUUAAUAUCACAGGUGUAUGUUAUGCCCUCUGUUAUCUUCACUAUUACAGUUCUCAUUAUCUUGACCAAUAAAGUUUUGCAUACCAAUAUCUGCCUUUUGUUAUUAAGAUUUUAUUGAACUGGUAUAACAUGAUGUAAGGAGUUAACAUGUCUGUUAACUAGGCCAGUACAGUGUUACCAACCACAUGUAUUAGGUUGUAUAAAGUGCUUACUGUGAUCAUUAUCACUGACAGAUCAGGGAUGGGGUCACUUAUGAAGAGAAUUGGAAUUGAUGUUAUAUCAAAAUAAUAAAAUGUGUUUAUCAAAGUGGC